AUGCUGACUCAAGAACUCAGAAUUGGAAUCACGAAAGCUGCUGCCAAGCAGCCUACCUUGGUGGAAGGUGGUCGCUAUUCGGGCUUCCGACAUUUCAAUCCACUAAAAGUCGUUGCGACAACGUCACUCAGAUACCUACUCACGUGCAAUAAGACGAGUGCAAUGGGUCUCUACUCAAGCAAUUCUUUGCGAAACAGCGACAUUCCGUUGGACAGGCGGAGAUCUCAAGCCCUUCUCCUACUAAAGAGGAUUGAAAUCCAGCGAAAUUUGACUCUCGCCGCUGUUUCAUCGACUGCGGGUGAUAGGGAUACCAACUCCGUAGGGGCUCACUCGAGCAGUCUCGCAUUGGCUGAAGGUGAGGCUAGCCAUGUGGUGAUUGGCUCCGCUGUCUGCCAUUUCAAGCCUGAGUGCGUCGAGAAAAAAUGCAUUACUCGCCUGGGUGGUCUCUAA
Molecule: messenger RNA, 450 nt
Organism: Echinococcus granulosus
Lineage: Eukaryota; Metazoa; Platyhelminthes; Cestoda; Cyclophyllidea; Taeniidae
Exons: 4
Coding region: 1-450 (149 amino acids)
Source: RefSeq, a predicted model, not a curated record